Medicago truncatula (barrel medic) is the source of this 1452-nucleotide messenger RNA. RefSeq names its product uridine nucleosidase 1. Bases 228 to 1232 code for a protein of 334 amino acids. Gene Ontology annotation, biological process: purine nucleoside catabolic process. The record is from RefSeq and is a predicted model, not a curated record. NCBI's taxonomy places the organism in Eukaryota, Viridiplantae, Streptophyta, Magnoliopsida, Fabales, Fabaceae. The transcript has 9 exons. Gene Ontology annotation, molecular function: purine nucleosidase activity. Gene Ontology annotation, cellular component: cytosol.
UCCAAAUCCAUCUUCAUUCUUGUUCAGCUUCAUCGUCCCUAUCUGCAUAUUCCUUCGCAUUUUCCUUCACCUUUGCGUGUGUAUGUAUGUAUUCAUCUUCAAUCACACAUACAUAAAUACAUACAUACACGCAUAAUCUUUCAACCCUUCUUAUAUAUCUUUCUCCGCAUUUUUUUUGUUGAAUCCUUAGCUAUUUGCGUUUCGAUUCAAUUCAAUUUUUGAUAAUCAUGAACGGUUUAGUCAACAACGGUAACGGUGGCGUCAAAGCUGUUCUUGAUAAGGCGGAGAAGCUUAUUAUUGAUACUGACCCUGGGAUCGAUGAUAGUAUGGCGAUCUUGAUGGCAUUUCAUUGUCCUGAAGUGGAGGUGAUCGGUUUGACUACUGUUUUUGGGAAUGCUCAAACUGAAGAUGCUACACGUAAUGCAUUGCUUUUGUGUGAGAUCGCAGGCCGUCAGAAUGUUCCUGUUGCAGAGGGAAGCACCGAGCCAUUGAAGGGUGGAAGGCCUCGAGUUGCUGAUUUUGUUCAUGGUAAAGAUGGAUUGGGAAACCUAUUCCUACCUGACCCUAAAACUAAUAAAAUUGACAAAAGUGCUAGUGAGUUUUUAGUGGAGAAGGUUUCUGAAUCUCCUGGUGAAGUAACCGUGCUUGCACUUGGACCACUUACAAACAUAGCUCUAGCAAUCAAAAGAGAUUCUUCUUUUGCAAGCAAGGUGAAGAGAAUAGUUGUACUUGGCGGUGCAUUUUUUGCCUUGGGGAACGUCAAUCCAGCUGCAGAAGCAAAUAUAUAUGGAGACCCAGAAGCAGCAGAUGUUGUGUUUACCUCUGGGGCAGAUGUUGUUGUUGUUGGAAUAAAUAUCACAACCCAAGUGCAACUUACAGAUGCCGAUCUGCUUGAGCUGAAGGAAUCAAAAGGAAAGCAUGCAUCUCUUUUGAGUGACAUGUGCAAAUUCUAUAGGGAUUGGCAUGUAAAAUCUGACGGUGUAUAUGGAAUUUUCCUCCACGACCCUGUUAGUUUUGUGGCCGUUGUGCGUCCAGAUCUUUUCACAUACAAGAAGGGAGUAGUGAGGGUAGAGACACAAGGCCUCUGUGUUGGACAUACUCUACUAGACCAAGGACUAAAAAGAUGGAAUAGUAGCAACCCAUGGACGGGUUAUUCUCCUAUUUCAGUUGCUUGGACUGUGAAUGUCGAGGGAGUUCUUAGUUACAUCAAGGAGCUGUUGAUGAAACCCUGAAGUAUAGGCAUUUGUACAUGUCAAAGCUUUAGAAAAAGUUAUGUAUAAGGUCAUUCUAUUUAUUUAACUGAUUGUAAACUAGAACUUUGGGUAUCAAGGGCCCAUAAUUGUUCCCUUGAUCUUUAGGCCUAUGAGUCCUUGUCCCAGUCAAUCUUAAUAGUUCACGUACCAAUAAAUUUCUCUUUACAUGAUAUAAUUUCUUUACGAUUCACCGCUUUGA